CUCUUCAAUGAUUUGUUCAAGAAUAAUGCAAACCGGGCUGAGAACACAGAAAGACGACAAAAUCAGAACUACUUCAUGGAAAUGAUGACUGUAGAAGGGGUCUAUGACUAUUUAAUGUAUAUUGGUAGGGUAGUUUUCCGCAUUCCUGACUGGCUGCAUCAUCUCUUGAUGGGGGGAAGAAUUCUCUUCAAAAAUACAUUGGAACUGUACACAGACUAUUACUUGCAUUGUAAGUUAGAACAGCUAUUUGAGGAGCACCGGUUGGUUUCUCUGAUAACACUGCUGAGAGAUGCCGUGUUCUGUGAGAAUACUGAACCUCGCUCCCUGCAGGAUAAACAGAAGCGAGCAAAGCAGACUUUUGAAGAAAUGAUGAGAUACAUUCCAGAUUUAAUAGGCAAGUGCAUUGGGGAAGAGGCUAAAUAUGAAGGCAUCAGGCUUCUGUUUGAUGGAAUGCAGCAACCAGUGCUCAACAAACAGUUAACUUAUGUUCUGCUGGACAUUGGGAUUCAAGAACUCUUUCCAGAGCUGAGUAAGGGUCCGAAGGAAGGCAGCUCUGUGUCUUGUUGGAUGUGAAUAGAGGGACCUUGCUGGACAUCCAGUAGAAACAUCUGCUGUGCACUAUUGUAAUGGACGUGUGAUGUUUUAACUGUGCAUUGUAUAUUUUCUUGUAAAUAACCUAAAAUUUAAGUUCUAAAAAGAUCUCUAUGCAAUAAAGACAUUAAAAUUUAAUACCAAUUACA
Messenger RNA from Nestor notabilis (Kea), 740 nucleotides. RefSeq names its product sorting nexin-14-like. Gene Ontology annotation, biological process: autophagosome maturation. Gene Ontology annotation, molecular function: phosphatidylinositol binding. Lineage: Eukaryota; Metazoa; Chordata; Aves; Psittaciformes; Psittacidae. The record is from RefSeq and is a predicted model, not a curated record. Gene Ontology annotation, cellular component: late endosome. The transcript has 6 exons. The annotation marks the transcript as partial.